Peronospora matthiolae is the source of this 1668-nucleotide messenger RNA. The record is from the annotation of a GenBank genome assembly. NCBI's taxonomy places the organism in Eukaryota, Oomycota, Peronosporomycetes, Peronosporales, Peronosporaceae.
AUGCGUGUCGACGUCGCGUCUCGAGCCGUCCGCGCGGCCCUGCGCUUCUCCGCCCAGUGUCCCGCCCGUCAGCUCCACGCCGCGCACGCGUCCGCCGCUCUCCGCGCCGCUCUGGCCGUCGACGCCAGUCACCGCCCGAGUCACUCGCGUCCUUCUUUUCUGCCAAUAGCUGCAGCCGUCGCUCUCGCUGGAGCCGCUACAGUCGCGAUACUGAAGGAUGACGAGUCCGUCUCCACUAAGUGCGAGGGCACCAUCAAGCCCGUGAGUCGAGAGGCCGUGACGCAGGCGAUGCUCAAGGAGGUCGUGGCCAAGCUCAACCGCAUCGAGAGCGCCGUGGCGAACCCCCACCGCCACUCUGACAGUCUCAACGCCGGCGUGGACGUCGUGCUGGGGGCUCAAUGGGGCGACGAGGGCAAGGGCAAGCUCGUGGACAGUCUGUCGCAGUCUUAUGACGUGAUCGUGCGCGUCGCUGGCGGCUCGAACGCUGGUCACACGAUCGUCCACGAAGGCAAGAAGUACAAGUUCCAUCUGGUGCCGUCGGGGAUUUUGAACCCGGACGCGGUCUGCAUCAUUGGCAAUGGAGUGGUCGUGCACUUGCCGAGCUUUUUAGAAGAGCUCAAGGGGCUCGAGCGGAUGGGCGUGAGCUACGAAGGCCGCAUCCUCAUUUCGGAUCGAGCGCAUAUGGUGCUGGAUUUGCACCAGGAAGUGGACGGGAUCAACGAGCUGCGUCGUGGCCGGAACAAGAUUGGCACGACCAAAAAGGGCAUUGGUCCGGCCUAUUCAUCCAAGAUGCUGCGCAACGGGGUGCGAGUGGGGGAUUUGCGCUACUUUGACGAUUUCUCGGAAAAGCUGCGUGACCAGGUCAAGUUUUACAAGGACAAUUAUCCAGAGCUAGUCACGGAUGCGGAGGCUGAGAUCAAGGUGUACAGCGACAUGAAGGACAAGAUUUUGAGCAUGACAGUUGAUACGGUGGCGUAUUUGAACGACGCGUACGUGUCGGGUAAGAAGAUUCUGGUUGAAGGGGCUAACGCCACCAUGCUGGACAUCGACUUUGGCACGUACCCGUACGUGACGUCAAGCAACCCGAGCAUUGGCAGUGUGUGCACGGGUGGCGGUAUCUCCCCGAACCGCCUGAAUGGCAUUAUUGGCAUUGUCAAGGCGUACUGUACGCGUGUCGGUGAAGGACCGUUUCCGACGGAGUUGUACGAUGAGGUUGGCAAUCACUUGGGUACGGUCGGUGCCGAGUUUGGCACGACAACAGGUCGCGCCCGUCGUUGUGGCUGGCUGGACAUUCCUCAGAUGCGCUACUCGAACAUGGUGAAUGGCUUUACGGAGCUGAAUCUGACCAAGUUGGACGUGCUGACGGGUUUGAAGAAGGUGAAGAUUGGUGUUGCGUACUGGCACAAGGGCAAGAAGUUGGACGGCAUGCCGUCAAACCUGCAGCUGCUGGAAAACUCGGUCGUGGAGUAUGAGGAACUGGAUGGCUGGGCGGAGGAUAUCUCCAAGUGCAAGACAUUUGCAGAGCUACCAGAGGCUGCGAAGAAGUACGUGCUGCGCGUGGAGGAGCUCUUGGGCACGCACAUCAAGUGGAUCGGCGUCGGUCCGGAUCGCUUUGACGUGAUCACGCGCCCUCACCCACUCGAGAAGACUUACGUUCCUAGCAACUAG